Messenger RNA from Mytilus californianus (California mussel), 1384 nucleotides. RefSeq lists its product as uncharacterized. Bases 53 to 979 code for a protein of 308 amino acids. The transcript is spliced from 6 exons. NCBI's taxonomy places the organism in Eukaryota, Metazoa, Mollusca, Bivalvia, Mytilida, Mytilidae. The record is from RefSeq and is a predicted model, not a curated record.
UUUUAUUUUCAAUUCACAUCAUAAAUUUCUUUACAGAAAAAAAUAGAUCACGAUGGGUGACAACAAUAGUUUGGUUGGAAAAGUCGGCAUAUUCAUAUGUGUUUUACUGAUAGCUGGAGCUAUACUGAUCGCAGUCUUGGUCGGCACGUCACUGAAAAAACUGGCAACAGGCGAAGUUGGAGUCAAGUAUGACACUUUCCAAAGGGAAUUAGGCACAGAAACUUUAAGAGAAGGUUUACAUCUUGGACCACCGGGAUACGAAUUUAUUAUUUUCCCUAGUACAUACAAGUCACUGAUGUUCGAUGACUUAGAAUGUUUGAAUAAAGACGGAGUGAAAAUAACCCUCGAUGUCACUUAUCAGUAUAAAGUGAAAUCUUCCAAACUGAGGGCGGUGAUAAUUAACUUUAGAGACGUAAAUGGCUACACAAAUGUUCUCAGACAAGCAGGAAGUUCUGCUUUACACGAAUCUUGCAGUUAUUUCAAUACGUCACAAUUCCAAGCUGAACGUGCAAUUUUCCAGGAAAAGGUCCAAGAACAAAUUGAGUUAAGAUAUGAAGAGCUCCAUGCAAUCAUCACUGAUUUACAGGUGAGCAAUAUAGAUAGACCGUCCCAGUAUGAAAGUGCCAUUAGAAGUAAAGAAAGAGCAAGAGAAGAUAUCCAAGUAGCAAACAAUGAACGUCCACGGCUUCUUACUGAAGCGACGACGAAACAAAGAGAAGCCGAAACUCAAGCAAAGAUAAUUAUUGACAAGGCCGAGUCAGAUGCUCGUAUUUUAGCUAACAAAGCACAUACAGAGGCGAAGGCAAUUAUUGCCCAGUACGAAAAAGAGUCAGAAGCCUAUAAACAGAUCGUUGAUGCCACAGGACUUGCCUUUAGUAUCGACGGAUUUAUCUCGUAUCUCGGUAUUCGUGUGAUUGCUGAUGCCAAGAACCCAGUCUACAUCGGUUUUGACAGCCCUGCAAAAACUGUUUACCCUUGAAUAAUUAAGUUUCGGAAAUAUGCGUGCUUCCUCUUGACACCCCUAUUAGACUGUGAUAAAAACAUAUGAUAAUUAAUUGAUUUUUGUGAAACAACUAAUUGUAAAGUUAAGCCAAACAUGUUAAGACUUAAUGAACUAUGUUUUUGAAACAUUGUUUAUGGUACCGUAUGAAAAGGUGUUUAUUUCUUAAGAUUUCAUUUCCCUUGUUUUUAUAGACAAAGAGUGGAUCUGCUGUAGAUUGAGAUAAUUUCAACACAUUUUUUAUUACAGCAAAUGUUUUCUUUAUUCUUUGUAUCCUUUAUUCAAAUUUGGAUCCCACAAUCAAACUUAUUUGCUGUGUACAAAAAAAAUGAAUAGCAAUAACCAAUAAAUACAUGCAAAUAUGCACAUACACAAUUAUGCUAU